Clupea harengus (Atlantic herring) is the source of this 2234-nucleotide messenger RNA. RefSeq names its product arf-GAP with dual PH domain-containing protein 1-like. The record is from RefSeq and is a predicted model, not a curated record. Gene Ontology annotation, biological process: positive regulation of GTPase activity. NCBI's taxonomy places the organism in Eukaryota, Metazoa, Chordata, Actinopteri, Clupeiformes, Clupeidae. Gene Ontology annotation, cellular component: plasma membrane; intracellular membrane-bounded organelle; cytoplasm. Gene Ontology annotation, molecular function: phosphatidylinositol bisphosphate binding; GTPase activator activity; phosphatidylinositol-3,4,5-trisphosphate binding.
AUAACGGUUAGCGCUUGUCCUCUGUGCUCAGCUUUGUGGAGGUACAAACGGUUUUCAGUGAGUAUGAGUUCUGUUUGUGCCCAUUGUGGAAGGCUUGAGGUUCAUGGUUAGAUCCAUAGGGUUGAACUUUAGAAGUAGGCCAACUGUUGUUUUUGACUGGUAGGGCUUUCAUACGGCAGACAAACAAAAAGCGCACAUGAAACAUACAUGCAUGCAAGUCAACCUUAAGAGGAAGAAUUACCAAAAGUCGAUGUUUCUUCGAUUGUGAAGGCUGUGUGUCGCAAAAGGGGCAUUUUUAGCGGGUUUAACAGUCAAAGAGAAGAGUUGCAACAAGGGCAAAAUUGAGGUAAAGCGCUGUUUGUGUAAGUAAUUGCUUGUUAUUUCUCUAUUCUAUUAAACCUGUUCGGGGUCCAACUAACAGAUGUUAUGAUUAUUAUUAAGGACUAUGGAAUAAAAUUGUAACGGUUUUCACUUCGAAGAAACUAAUGAAAAUGACCGCUUGAGGUCUCUGUCCUACGAGAGUGAGAGAGGGCGACAGACAGAAGGGAAACUGAGUGGAAUGCAUGUCGUGCUCCGCGCCUGCGAAAGCUGCGAGCAGCACCGACUGCAGUGCCGCACAUUAACGUUUGUAUAUUUGACUUAUUUUUGUUGCUGUGUUAAAUGUAGCUUAUGAAACCGUGUGCUUGCUAUCGCUACGUGAUUGGAUACACAGCACUGAAAUCGAAAGUAUCCUCGACUAUUCACCAGAGUCGGUGUAUCGAAUAGAUUUUAUUUUAUUCAAGUUACAGCCCGGCGACUCUGCUGAGACAGAGAUAACCCCUUUACGCCCGGCGUCUUUACCACAGGAAUAUACACCGGUAGCAUGGCCACAGCAUCAGAGACGAACCGACGGCUUUUGUUGGAGCUUCUGGAAAGAGCUGGGAAUGGAACCUGUAUUGACUGCGGUGUCGCAGACCCAGAGUGGGCUUCUUCCACCCUGGGAGUGUUUAUGUGUCAGAGCUGCUCAGCACUGCAUCGCAACAUUCCCCAGAUCAGUCGAGUCAAGUCCAUCCUGAUGGACCCCUGGGAGGCAGAGGAGGUGGAGUUCAUGGCCUCCUCAGGCAAUGAGGCAGCCAAAGCUAAGUACGAGCAGCUGAUUCCUCCGUUCUACUACACGCCAACCAACAAAGACUGCAUGCUGCUACGGGAACAGUGGAUCAGAGCCAAGUACGAGAGGAUGGAGUUUAUGUUUGUGGACAGACAGGAACCUUAUUCAGCAGGAUAUAGGGAGGGGUUUCUAUGGAAACGAGGCAGAGACAACGGACAGUUUUUAUGUCGUAAAUUUAUUCUGUCAGAGCGAGAGGGAGCCCUGAAGUACUUCAACAAACAAGACGCCAGAGAACCAAAAGCUGUGAUGAAAAUUCAGAACAUAAAUGCAUCCUUCCAGACAGCUAAGAUUGGCCACCAACAUGGCCUCCAGAUCACCUACCUGAAGGACAACAGCACCAGGAACAUCUUUGUAUAUCAUGACGAUGGAAAGGAAAUGGUGGACUGGUUCAAUGGCAUCAGAGCUGCCAGGUAUCACUAUCUACAGGUGGCUUACCCUGGAGCACAUGACACUGAUCUGGUGCCAAAGCUGAGCCGAAACUACAUGAAGGAAGGGUACAUGGAGAAGACUGGUCCGAAGCACACGGAGGGCUUUAAGAAGCGCUGGUUCACUAUGGAUGACAGAAGGCUGAUGUAUUUCAAAGAUCCCCUGGAUGCGUAUGCGCGCGGUGAGCUCUUUAUUGGUAGUAAGGAGAAUAGUUACACCGUCCUGCCUGGUCUACCUCCAUCCAUCCAGGGCUAUCACUGGCAGUUUGGCAUCACCAUAGUGACCCCUGACCGUAAGUUUCUGUGUGCCUGCGAGACGUUGGCGGAUCAGCAGGACUGGAUUGCGGUGUUUCAGAAGGUGGUGCACCGGCCAAUGUUACCCCAGGAGUACGCAGUGGAGGCGCACUUCAAGCAUAAGCCCUGAUGGGGGCGCUGUUUGCCUAUGUUGGGAGAGAGUUGCACGACCCAGGAGGGACCAUAGUGAUCCGUGUCUGAGAGAGAGGUCGAUGCAGACGGACCUCUGUGACCUUAGAGGGGAGAAGCUGGAUCUGAGUGACAGGAUCUUUCUCACUGCAUUCGCCUGUACCUGUGAUUGUGUACCAAUACCAUACACACCCAUCACUCUCUCUUCGCCAUCCAUCUCUUUAUAUCGCCCCCCCCCC